Molecule: messenger RNA, 1291 nt
Organism: Aspergillus piperis CBS 112811
Lineage: Eukaryota; Fungi; Ascomycota; Eurotiomycetes; Eurotiales; Aspergillaceae
Exons: 1
Coding region: 127-1035 (302 amino acids)
Source: RefSeq, a predicted model, not a curated record
UUCCAGCCUUGCUGCCUAAGUCUGCUCUUACUGUCAAGUCAUGCCACACACUACAUUAACAGACAUGUAGCCAGAUUAACCUUACAUUCUGCUUACCUAGUUUCACAGCAGACCACAAAUACAAAGAUGAGCCAAAAGUUAUUACCGGACUACUUCCGACCGGUCAAUGUGCGACCACGGCCUAUGUCGGGAGCUGAUAGGAGAGCAAUACUAAGAGCGACCGCGGAAGAGACUCAAGCCCUUCUUCCCGGCAUUCUAAGUACAGUGCCUCGGGCACCUCCAACAGCACAGUACUGUCCACGCAUCAGAUAUCCUUCAUUAAAUCCAAGGUUCAGUCCAAAGCUAUCAACCCAUGUCGAAGUCAUAUUUGGAGAUACGUUCGACAUCGCCAUCAGGAUUAAUAGCCCCUCCAGGCAAUUCCGGCAAAGUGACACGCGGAACGUGUGUGUCUUGAAUAUGGCCAACGAAAGGAAUCCAGGCGGCGGUUGGCGUAAUGGAGCUAUGGCUCAGGAGGAGGCUCUUUGCUAUCGAAGCAGCCUCAGCUCCACCCUUAAAUACCGAUAUUAUCCCAUAGGAGAACGAGACGCCAUCUAUUCUCCGACCGUCGUUAUCUUCCGUGAAAGUUUCACACAGGGUCAUGGGCUGAUGGACCUGCAGAAGCCUGAAAAUCUCCCUAUUGUGAGCGUUAUUAGCGUUGCUGCCCUGGAAGGACCAGAGGUGGACUAUACGGCAAAUCCAGCGGCAUUUAAGUCUCGUUCUGAUCGAGAACUGACCAAAGACAAGAUGCGGUCUAUUCUCCGCAUUGCAGGGUAUAAGAAGCAUCGGAAAAUAGUCCUAGGAGCUCUGGGUUGUGGCGCAUUUGCGAACCCAAAUGCCGAGGUUGCUCAAUGUUGGUUCGAAGUCCUGAAAGAAAUCGAAUUUCAGGGAUGGUGGGAGAAGAUUGUAUUUGCGGUUUUAGAUGACAUGUCGAAAGUUGCUCAGGGUGACAGCAAUUUCGAUGUCUUCCGGGAAAGGCUGCAUGGAUUGAAGGUAUGAACAGGUAGACCAGGAAAAGUGGUACAUAGUAUUAUAUAAAAACCGGUAUAAUAACGUCCGUCACGUCGCAUCUUCCGAUACGUCGCUAAUAUGAGUAUAAUGGUACAAUGGUCGGGAUUCCUACUUUCGAAGUCGGCCAGAGCGCCUUCUGGUAGUUUGUUGUGCUUCUACCGGCUUAGUCUCUGUCUCAUCGAUGUCUUCCUUCUUGACAGAAGCCCUGCUUUGCCUUUUGGGCCCUGUCUUGGGCUUCAAAUCC